CAUCACUGUUGAUUUUCUUGUUAUUGUUAGACUGUUUUUCAAGUCUAUUAAAUUUUUUUAUUAAUUUUAAUUUUGAUAUUUUGAUCCAAUUUUCACGGUUGUGAUUAUUUGUUAAAUUUAUAUACUUAUUUUUGUGCAAAUUGUAAAUUAAAUUUUCUAAUAAUGUCCGAUUCUCAACGCGUUAGUCCUUUUAAAAACUUUGUUGCUGGUGGUUUUGGUGGUGUCUGUUUGGUCUUUGCUGGUCAUCCUCUUGACACCGUAAAAGUGCGACUUCAGACUAUGCCAAAACCAGCUCCAGGCCAAUCUCCAAUGUACAAAGGAACAUUUGAUUGUGCAAAACAAAUUGUGACUAAAGAAGGUUUCACUGGUCUUUAUCGUGGUAUGGUUGCUCCGAUUGCUGGUGUAGCUCCUAUGUAUGCAGUGUGUUUUUUUGGCUUUGGAGUCGGUAAGAAGUUGCAACAAUCACAUCCCGAUGCAGAGUUGACAUUACCACAGUUAUUUAAUGCCGGAAUGUUGUCUGGUGUUUUUACCACUGGAAUCAUGGCUCCAGGAGAAAGGAUAAAAUGUUUAUUACAAGUUCAAGCUGCUAAUCCGAAUGCUGCUCAACAAUUUAAGGGACCAAUUGAUUGUGCCAAAACAUUAUAUCGUCAAGGAGGUAUUAGGAGCAUUUAUAAAGGAACAGCAGCUACAUUAUUGAGAGACAUACCUGCUAGUGGUGCCUAUUUUAUGAGUUAUGAGUGGAUUCAACGUGUUUUAACACCAGAAGGUAAAUCUAGAAGUGAUUUAAGUGCCGGUCGAACUAUUAUUGCUGGUGGAAUGGCUGGUAUUUUCAAUUGGAUGGUCGCAAUACCAGCUGACGUUCUUAAAUCACGCCUGCAAACAGCUCCAGAAGGUACCUAUCCUAAUGGUAUCAGGGAUGUUUUUAAGCAAUUGAUGAGAGAAGAUGGUGUUAAAGCACUUUACCGAGGUGCCACUCCAGUUUUCCUUCGAGCUUUCCCGGCAAACGCUGCAUGUUUCCUUGGUUAUGAACUUGCAAUGAAAUUUCUCAAUUACUUAGCUCCUGAUUUAUAAAAAAAACAUUCAACGAAAUGCAAUAUUUACUGACACUUUUGAAAAAAGUUGAUUAGCUCUAUUAAUUAAUAAAAUUGAACAAUUUUUGAUCAUUGUUAA
Messenger RNA from Tetranychus urticae (two-spotted spider mite), 1170 nucleotides. Its product is annotated as mitochondrial carnitine/acylcarnitine carrier protein. Lineage: Eukaryota; Metazoa; Arthropoda; Arachnida; Trombidiformes; Tetranychidae. Gene Ontology annotation, molecular function: O-acyl-L-carnitine transmembrane transporter activity. Gene Ontology annotation, biological process: mitochondrial transport; carnitine transmembrane transport. Gene Ontology annotation, cellular component: mitochondrial envelope. The record is from RefSeq and is a predicted model, not a curated record.